ACUGCACUCGCUCUUCAACCUCACCAUCUCAUCCCUUCCUCUCCCAAGCAUCACCCAAAAAAUGUCCCUCUCUCCCAAGGCAGUCCUCGUCACCGGCUCCGCCAGCGGCCUCGGCCUCAGCAUUGCCAAAUCCCUCCUCGCAAACGGCUUCCUCGUCACCAUAAGCGACAUCAACCCCUCCCGCCUCGCCGCCGCCAAAGCCGACCUCUCUACAACCUACCCUCCCGAGCACCUCCUCGCCCUCGAAGCCAACGUCGCCUCUGAAGACUCCGUCAAGGCCCUCGUCGACCAGUCCGCCGCCCACUUCGGCCACCUCGACAUCGUCAUCAACAACGCCGGCAUCAUGGACAAGUUCGACCCCGCAGGCGACUGCGACACCAAGAUGUGGGACGGCAUCCUCGCCGUCAACCUCACGGGCGCCUUCCUCGUCACAAAGCACGCCCUGCCGCACUUGUUGCAGGCCGCCCAGCCGAGCGGCGGCCUCAUCAUCAACAUCGGUUCCACCGCCUCCUUCUCCGGCCUCACCGCGGGCGUCGCCUACACCGCGUCCAAGCACGGGCUCGUCGCCCUGACCAAGCACACGGCGGGCUUCUACGGCCCCAGGGGCGUCUAUUCGGUUGCGCUCAUGCCCGGCGGCAUGAACGAGACCAACAUUAGCGACGCGUUUGCCGCCGGCAUGAACGUCGAGGGCUUCAAGGCCGUCAAGGAGGCGCACCCCAAGAUGAACAACGUGCCCGUCGACCAUGUAGCGAGAUACGCUGCGUUUUUGUGCGAGGACGGCAUCGGCCAGAGUGCCAACGGAAGCUGUAUCACCUUGACGGGUAACUGGCCAGAAGCCUAA
Messenger RNA from Trichoderma reesei QM6a, 841 nucleotides. RefSeq lists its product as uncharacterized. Bases 62 to 841 code for a protein of 259 amino acids. The transcript has a single exon. Gene Ontology annotation, molecular function: oxidoreductase activity, acting on the CH-OH group of donors, NAD or NADP as acceptor. NCBI's taxonomy places the organism in Eukaryota, Fungi, Ascomycota, Sordariomycetes, Hypocreales, Hypocreaceae. The record is from RefSeq and is a predicted model, not a curated record.